This is a messenger RNA of Rubroshorea leprosula, 914 nucleotides long. The record is from the annotation of a GenBank genome assembly. NCBI's taxonomy places the organism in Eukaryota, Viridiplantae, Streptophyta, Magnoliopsida, Malvales, Dipterocarpaceae.
GUUUUCAAAGUGAAAUUUAAAUUUCUUUGUUUACUUUUACAUGGAUGCAGAGAGUGCAACGUUUGAUAGGACAUCCCAGUAUCUUCUAUUUGCGGCAGCUCUGUAUCGAGAUCAUAGCUUUCAAGAGGGUGCAACAUUUUGAUAAUACAUAUCAGUAUCCUCUUUUUGUAGCAGCACCAUAUGAGAUCAUAACUUUCGAGAUCUCUAGCACUGAGAUUGACAAAUCCACUCCCAAAUUCUUCUCAGAUUGGGAUCCUGACUCCAAAAUGUUCAUGGUUUGUUUCAAAGGUCAAAGCCACCAAGGGCAAACAAACAUCUGCCUGUCCUUGCAACUAGUGGAAAGGCAGAUCCAGCUGCUCCUCUAAGACCUCUGCUCCCACCAAGCUCCACCACCUCCACCUUCAUGGCAAGGAUAGCCAAAUCCCCCCUGAGCCACAACACCUCAAAGUUUCUAGCUCAUUACUGCUGCUGGUUUCUAUGAAAUGGCCCUAGGCCUACGCUGAGGGGUGGAACCGCACUGCCAUCACCCAUACCUUAUAUAGGGGAAGGGAAACCAUGUCAAAUUUCAGUUCUAAGUCUCCAACAAUUCUACCUAAAGAUUUUCCAGGUCAACAGAUGCCAUCUUCUCCACUUCCUAUCACAGCGGGGCAAAAGGUGUCCAGACAUUUAUCUAUUGCUAGGCACACAUCAAUAACGUUUCACGUAUAGUGUCAACUCCAGAUGCAAAGCAUGAUGAAUGAUAUGGUUCAGAAAUGUAAUCAAAUUGUACAAUGGAUUUGUGAAUUGAUUCAAGUAGUUUUUUCUCCCUUACAAGGGUAUAACAUGUUAGUUUGUUUCAUCUCUGUUUUUCUCAUGAAGCAUCAUUAUUGUGUUGAAACCUUCCUCUACUAAUGCGACGGUCCAAAUUUUCAUUA